UGAUAAAAUUAUAUCCGACAUUAACCUAUCGAAUAAAAGUAUGUAAAUAAGUCUAGUUGUCAUUAAAAAGUUAUUUUAGUGAUCGAUACUCGUUCAUCUCUUUCGUGUCUCAGUGGAAACAAUAAAAAAGUGGCGCGAAUAUAAAUCACAAUUAAAAAAAUUUAAUUAAUAUGUUUAAUAAGUUACCAGAAAUUUGACACCUGCACAAUAAUAAUAAUUUAAAAAAAAAAAAAUGGGAUCGUUAUUAAGACGUAGUUUUUAUUCAACCGCGCACGGUAUUGCUAGAUGUCAAAAAAAUAAUUUAAUCAUCAGAAGACUCCAACAGACACAUGCUGCACUUAGUUCUAUUAAUGAAACUCACGAGCCACCGAGUAAUAAUAAUGUGAUACCUGUAUUCCGAAACGCAAUUAAAUUCGGUGACAAAACAGCACUCAGAGACUUGCAAGGUGAUUAUACGUACCGAGGAUUGUAUUUAAGCUCAAGACAAUUCUGCGGUGAUUUAUCCGAGUUUUUAAAAGAUGGCCAGCAGGAAAGAAUCGCAUUUCUUAUGCCCAGUGACGCAAGAUAUGUUAUCGUCCAAUGGGCAUGUUGGAUGAGUGGACAAAUCGCGGUACCUUUAAAUGUAUCCAGUCCACCGCCAGUACUCGAGUACUAUCUCAAAGACUCAGGAUCAAAAGUCGUAAUAACGACCACUGAAUUUUCUCCAAUACUUGAACCAAUAGCAGCCAAAUGUAAUUGUCGUCUGAUAGUUUUGGACGAUGCGCUACGAAUACUCGCUAUGAAGCCACACGGCAGAGCGGCAAACAACAAAGACGAGUAUGAGUACUUUGAUGAACCGAGAGAAACUCCAUUGAAAGAUGAAUUUUAUAACGACAGCGACGCGAUGUUCGUCUACACAUCGGGUACCACUGCAACACCCAAGGCCGUGGUGCUGACACACAAAAACCUCCAGUCCCAAAUGAAUGCGCUAAUUAAUGCCUGGAAGUGGACGGAAAAAGACAUUGUGUUGCACACAUUGCCACUGAACCACAUCCACGGGAUCGUAAACGUACUGAUGUGUCCGCUAUAUGUCGGCGCUCGGUGCGUCAUGCUCCCGAAAUUUGAAAGCUCAAGUGUCUGGAGUCAAUUGCUCGCAGUCAAUUUACAAAAUACCGAACGUAUCAAUAUGGUAAUGGCAGUACCUACUAUUUAUAUGAAACUUAUACAAGAGUAUGACCAAUUAUUCAGCAAAAAUCCAAAGAUAAAAGAGUAUGUCCACACUGUGUGCAGCACGAAGAUCAGACUUAUGGUAAGUGGUUCAGCGCCAUUGCCCAAGCCGAUUUUUGAUAGAUGGGAAGAAAUAACUGGUCACCGGUUGCUAGAAAGGUAUGGGAUGACAGAAACUGGUAUGGUUCUAUCAAAUCCACUUGAAGGCCAACGUAUUCCAGGUACCGUUGGAACUCCACUGCCUGGUGUUCAAGUCAGAAUAACAAAAUCUGAGCCAACUAGUACACCUGAAGUAUUAGUUCAAGGUUCCAGCUCAGGCAGUAAAGUAGUCAGCAAAAAAGAUAAGAUUCCUAUUAGCGGAGAUUUACAAGUCAAAGGUGAAAGUGUGUUUCGAGAAUAUUUCAACAAGCCGGAGGCUACUGCCAAAGAAUUUACCACUGAUAAAUGGUUUAAAACAGGUGACACUGCGAUGUAUGAUGGCAACGUCUACAGCAUCUUAGGACGUAGUUCUGUUGAUAUAAUAAAGACAGGAGGCUACAAGGUCAGUGCCCUGCAAGUGGAAACGGUAAUUCUUGGUCAUCCAGACAUCAUAGAUUGUGCAGUUGUCGGUUUACCUGACAUUACAUGGGGACAAAAAGUCGCGGCGGUUGCAGUUACUCGCGAGGGAUCUGAAAUUCUAUUACAUCAAUUACGAGAAUUUUCGAAAAAAUCAUUACCCGAUUAUGCAGUACCCACGGUACUUAAAAUAGUCGACAAAAUUCCUAAAAAUAAUCUCGGUAAAGUCAACAAGCCGAACUUACUGGCGGCUGUAUUUCCAAAUAAUAAAAUAUAAUAUUUAUUUUAAUGAAUUUAAAUUCAAUAUAAAUGUACAUGCUCACUAACAAUUAUGUGUACGUGAAAAAAAAAUUUUUUUAUUUGUCAAUCAAAAUGUUAAUAUUUGUUACUUACAUUAAUAAUAUUCAUAUUGAAUUUAUAAAAGAAAAAAUGUUUAUAAAAUUUAUGUUUCUGGAACUGAAUAAAAUUUAUUUUUUAGUUU
Microplitis mediator is the source of this 2242-nucleotide messenger RNA. It is a transcript of the gene Acsf3, whose product is annotated as malonate--CoA ligase ACSF3, mitochondrial. Bases 233 to 2038 code for a protein of 601 amino acids. Gene Ontology annotation, biological process: fatty acid metabolic process. The record is from RefSeq and is a predicted model, not a curated record. The transcript is spliced from 8 exons. Gene Ontology annotation, molecular function: medium-chain fatty acid-CoA ligase activity. Lineage: Eukaryota; Metazoa; Arthropoda; Insecta; Hymenoptera; Braconidae.